This is a messenger RNA of Penicillium soppii, 1647 nucleotides long. It is a transcript of the gene aglA, whose product is annotated as putative alpha-galactosidase. The record is from RefSeq and is a predicted model, not a curated record. Gene Ontology annotation, molecular function: hydrolase activity, hydrolyzing O-glycosyl compounds. The coding region runs from base 1 to 1647 and encodes 548 amino acids. Gene Ontology annotation, biological process: carbohydrate metabolic process. The transcript has a single exon. Lineage: Eukaryota; Fungi; Ascomycota; Eurotiomycetes; Eurotiales; Aspergillaceae.
AUGAGAGCUUCUUCGCACACCUGGGAAAUCCCAGCAAAGAUGGCCCUUCUAAUGUUCCCAAUGCUGCCUGUCCAAGCAUCAGUAGAGAGCCCGGGUCUCCUCCCAACACCACCAAUGGGCUUCAACAACUGGUCGCGUUUCCAAUGCGAGCUAAACGAGACGCUCUUCACCGAAACAGCGCAAUCAAUGCUAACCCGUGGCCUCCGCGACGUAGGCUACAAUCGUCUCAACCUGGACGACUGUUGGAUGCGCUACGAUCGCGCUGCCGACGGCUCGCUACAGUGGAAUACCACCAAGUUCCCGCAUGGCAUUCCCUGGCUUGCCAGCUAUGCGACCGAGCACGGCUUCCACCUGGGUAUCUAUGAAGACGCUGGCAACGAGACUUGUGGCGGCUACCCGGGCUCCUACGGGCACGAAAAGCAGGACGCCGAGACCUUCGCUAGCUGGGGCAUCGACUACCUCAAGCUGGACGGGUGUAAUGUCUGGGCUGAGGAGGGCCGCUCCUUGCGAGAGGAGUACCGGCUCCGCUACGGAGAAUGGCACGAUGUUUUGAGUGCUAUGCCGCAACCUCUGAUAUUCUCCGAGUCUGCACCGGCUUACUUCGCGGACAAUGCUUCCGACUGGGCUGUGGUCAUGGAUUGGAUCCCAGAGUAUGGCGAGCUGGCGCGCCACUCGACUGAUGUGCUUGUCUAUGUCGGCGAGGGAAGUGCUUGGGAUAGUAUUAUGAAUAAUUACGAUUAUAAUACCCUUCUCGUGCGCUACCAGAAACCGGGCUAUUACAAUGAUCCGGAUUUCUUGAUCCCUGAUCACCCGGGUCUGACACAGACAGAGAAGAAAUCCCACUUCGCGCUCUGGGCAUCCUUCUCCGCGCCGCUGAUUAUCAGUGCUUAUAUUCCGGAUCUGUCAGAUGAGGACAUUGCCUUCCUUAGCAACAAGGCUCUCAUCGCGGUGAACCAGGAUCCACUGGCUCAGCAAGCCGCCUUGGUUAGUCGCGACGGCACCUUCGACGUUCUGUCCCGCUCUCUAGUAAACGGGGAUAGACUGCUGACCGUGCUAAACCGCGGGGCUGUCACAGCCAAGACGACUAUCUCCCUCGCGAGACUUGGGCUAUCCCAGUCCAACUGCCAAUAUCAAGCUCGGGAUCUUGUUACUGGGAAGGUUUCGACUGCACAUGGUGCUAUCGAGAUCCAGCUCGACUCUCAUGCUACCAGUGUUCACCGCAUCGCGCUGCCUAAACGUUGCUCUACUACUACUCCCACAGGCAUGGUCUUCCAUACUCCGUCUGGUCUCUGCAUGACCGCUUCUUCUGGAAAUACUGUUACCUUUGAAGCGUGCAAGGCAUCUGAUUCUCAGGUCUGGAGUGUGGCUGCUAAGGGUGGUAGCAAGCUGGAGUUGAGCCCUUUGUCGGAUAACUCGGUAUGUCUUACUGCUCAAAAGGGUGCGGUUUCUCUUGCCAAAUGCGGUGGCUCUGGAAAUACCUGGCAGCAUUUUAUAACAGGUCAUCUGAGCAAUACGCGCGGUGGCUGCUUGACUGGAGAGUCAGGCAAAGGCGCUGUUCAGGCUUGUGUGGUUGAUAAUGCCGCACAAAUCUUUGGGUUGCCCAGUGGUGUCAAGCUUGCUGAUGGAGCGCCUAGGUGGUUUUCCUAA